This is a messenger RNA of Prunus mume (Japanese apricot), 888 nucleotides long. RefSeq names its product putative glutathione S-transferase. Gene Ontology annotation, molecular function: glutathione transferase activity. Gene Ontology annotation, cellular component: cytoplasm. Gene Ontology annotation, biological process: glutathione metabolic process. NCBI's taxonomy places the organism in Eukaryota, Viridiplantae, Streptophyta, Magnoliopsida, Rosales, Rosaceae. The record is from RefSeq and is a predicted model, not a curated record.
AUCCACAGCUCCAUAUCUUAAUUAAGCUAAGUUCAAAUUUGAGUCUUCAAUGGCGGAUGAGGUGUUGUUGUUGGACUUCUGGCCAAGCCCAUUUGGGAUGAGGCUGAGAGUUGCACUGGCUGAGAAGGGCAUUCAGUACGAGUACAAAGAGGAGGACUUGAGUAACAAGAGUGCACUGUUGCUCCAGUCGAACCCGGUUCACAAGAAGAUCCCGGUUCUCAUUCACAAUGGCAAACCGGUGUCCGAGUCCCUAGUUGCCCUUGAGUACAUUGAUGAGGUUUGGAAGGAUAAAACUCCUCUGUUGCCCUCUGAUCCUUACCUUAGAGCCCAAGCCAGGUUCUGGGCUGACUUCGUUGACAAGAAGGUGUAUGAGAUUGGGAAGGUGCUACGGUCAGCCAAAGGAGAAGAACAGGAAGCAGCUAAGAAAGAGUUCCUUGAGUGCAUUGGAUUGUUGGAAGAGAAGCUUGGAGACAAGCCUUACUUUGGGGGUGAGACCCUCGGGUUCGUUGAUGUGGCUCUUAUACCGUUCUAUAGCUGGUUUUAUGUGUAUGAGAAAUUUGGCAACUUCAGUAUAGAGGCAGAGCAGCCAAAGUUUUAUGGAUGGGCAAAGAGGUGCAUGCAGAAGGAGAGUGUGUCCAAGUCUCUUGCUGACCAGAAAGCGAUCUAUGACUUUUUUCUGCAGCGCAUGAAAGCGAGGGGGAUUGAUCAGUAGAUGCAUGGGCACUUGAGCUUGUGCUUUUUCUCUCUCUAGUUUCAACCUGUGUUUUGUGUUCUUUAUAUUUGCAAUAAGGCGGCACUUGACCAAGCCCGCUACAGUAUAUGGGGGAGCUUUGUUGUAUAUGGUUUUUUAGUCAAAUUAUCAAAUUGUUGUGAACUUUUUAUAUCAAA